This is a messenger RNA of Colletotrichum phormii, 767 nucleotides long. RefSeq lists its product as uncharacterized. The transcript has 2 exons. Bases 106 to 681 code for a protein of 191 amino acids. Lineage: Eukaryota; Fungi; Ascomycota; Sordariomycetes; Glomerellales; Glomerellaceae. The record is from RefSeq and is a predicted model, not a curated record.
UAUAAAGAGUGACACUUACCAGCCUUGACCAUUUUGAAUGACUUUUGUGUUGGUUUGGGUUUGAAUUGGUUAUAUUGUUUUGCGGAUGUGUUGCUCAAGCAGCAGAUGUUGAGGAGAAGAAAUGAUGAAAGUUCAAGGUGCAAAGAGGGGAAGAAGGGGAAAGUACCUUAUGGAGUCUCUGAGACGAGCCAGCCACCCAGCUCAGACGGGGGGAACACUGGGGAAGGGAAGAGAGACACACACAACACCUCACCUCAAUACGGAAUACCUCACUGCGAAUGGAUAGGGGCGGGCACUGACGGCCGGCUUGCACGAACUCUGUGGACGCCCAAUGAGGGACGAGAGAUGUGGUAUUCCGUAGCCAGGAAAAUGCACAAUUCGGAAUUCCGAGGGGCAGAAGCUCGCCUCGCCUCGCCCUGUCUUCCUUCAGAGAACCGCUGGAUCGCAGCAGCACGGCAAGGUUGCUCGUCUUCUCGCCCACUGGCAUUUCCCCUAAAUCCCGAUGAAUGGACAGCAGCACACGCUGUCACGCCCAGCUUGCGCUUGGAUGGUGGGGGAAGCUGCUGCCCCGCUCCAACAUUAUCUCAUCGCCGUCAUCUUGGUCCAAGUGGGUUCGGGUUGAGCUUCAGGAGCAUCUGGUUGGCUAAUGGUCUGGCAGUUCUCCGGGAUGCUUACAAAUGAAUGGAUGGUGCAAAUGCAAUGGUGAACGGGAAGGCACUGCGACUACGGGCAUUCAACAAAGGAAGUUGCUACCCUACUGUACCUUA